GUUUUGUGCCGCACACUUCGAGAUCCAAAAUUUUAUCCACACUAGAGCACAGCUUAUCCUCGUGGUCGCGGACCCAUUCUUUAUUUACCGAAUUUCCAAGAUACCAUGGGUGCCUAUCUGGCUAAACCAAAAACAGAGAAGAUUUCUGAAGGCAGUGAAAAUGGAAAUGUUAGUUAUGGAGUGUCCUGUAUGCAAGGAUGGCGUGUAACUAUGGAGGUACAGUACAGCUGAACUAGCUGACCUUCGACGGGAAAUCAUAUGCAUGAGAUAAAUAAGCGUGUUUUAAACAAGGAAUGUAAAAAGUUGAUCAUGUAGCCUACUGGUAUAUUGUUCUAGUCAUUUUAGCUUUCUUCAGCUAGAGCCAAUGGCAUUUAUUAAAUAAGAUUACAAUCGGCCACUAUGAAAAUCAGCCAACGAAAUUUAACUUGAAACCAUUUGAAGCCUACGAGACAGAAAAUGCGAUGGUUUUGUUUAUUUGAAAAGCAAACUUUAAAUUAACUAAAUCUAAAGUAAGUCGCAUCUCUGCAGCUUCUUUUUUACUUGACUUCGACCGCUGAACUGGUUUGAAAUGAAAAUGAACCGCUGUCUUUCCAUGUAACAUUGAUCGAGCGAGAUUGGUUUUAAUUUCAGAGAGAACCAAACAUAACAAAAUUUAUAUUUCGUUCGAUAAAAUCAAUUGUAUCCUUGAUGCAGAGGUUUUUAGUCAAUUAAUAUAUUAUUUAAGUAGCUUGGAUGGCGAUUCUUUGUGUGAAAAAAGGCACGUAGUGUGUAAUUUGAACAUUGAAACAAUGUUGCAGAAAUGCACAAAUGAACAUAUGGUUUCACUGAAUGUAUGCUAUAUAAAUGACAGGAAUUCUGAACUCAGCAUCAACUGUAGCCGUGGAUAUUAGUGUUGAUCAGGAAUUCUUUUUGUUGUACAGGAUGCCCACACAUGUAUGCUUGAUUUUGAUGAAAACUCCACACUGUUUGCUGUUUAUGAUGGCCAUGGAGGUAAAAUACAUCCUAAAAUCUGUGGUGUAAGCCCUCCUGGCUUAUACCUAUUCCAUGUUAUGAAGGACUCCAGAAGGUUAUCUUUAGGGUGAGGGAGCUGAUAAAAAGGAAGGGGGGGGGGGGUUGAGGUGAAAGGAAUAAAAGAACCUCAUGGAACAAAAUAAUAAUUUUGUUAGUUAUUUCACUACAAGAGAAACCUCAAACCUUCUCUUAAAUUGUGACUGGAGUAUGACAAAGCAAUAUUGGACUUUGAUCUCAGUUUUGCUUUCAACAGUGAUGAGUUUUAUUGUUAUUUUCUAUGGGUUAUAAAUGGGUUACUUGUUAUUAGAGGAGCACCUUUCUCAUGGUUGUGUGAAAAGAAACAGGGAUAUAUUUUAAGGGUCAUUUGUUAUUGGGAUUUUGCAAGAUGAUGACAAUUUUUUUGUGAAAUUGUUUUCUACGGAUGGUUUUAUUCAUAGGUUAUACAUACUGCUUAACUUUUAUUUUGUUUCUUGGUUAGGGUCUGAGGUAGCACAGUACGUAGCAAAGCACUUCCCAGAAGUACUGAAAAGAAUGGGAACUUACAAGAAAGGAGAAAUUAAACAGUCAAUGAUUGAUUCAUUUUUGGAAAUGGAUCAACAAAUCAUCAGCGAGGAGGUUGGUAAAAAAAAAUCAGUUAGGCAGUUAGAACUUCAUCUCUUUGAUAAUAUUGAAGAACAUGUUAGAAUUUUAUUGUAAUAACUGGAAUAUUUUACUGUAAUAUAAGUAUUUCAUCGAACGUAUUGUAUGUAUUGCAAGUAACUGUAUGUUCAGCAAGUAAUGGAAGUAGGGUAUUGCAUUGUUAAUAGUUUGAGUAGCCCAUAAUGCAAGUAAUUGUAUUUUCUGCAAAUGAUUUAUUCAGUUACUGUAUUUUAUUGCCAGCAUAAGUAACCGUAUCGUAAGUAAUGUAAAUAUUGUUCUGUAAGUAGAAUAUUGUAACGAGACCUGCAUUGUUAGUAGGGUAAUUGUGUUUUGUAGAUUGAAAUUGUUAAAAAAAAACAAUAAAAUUAAUAAAUAAACAUAAUCAGUUCUUAUAAGAUCAGUGCUUUUCAAGUUACUUUUCUUUCAGAAAUAUCAUCUUUACAAAAAUGCUAGGAUUAUUUUGAGAGGAUGUCAGCCUCAGCUAAAAUUCCCCUACCUAGUUAACAUACCAUGUAAAGGUUUCCUUACCUGACUGGUGUUUGGAGAUUGUUUUCAUAUGAGUUUUGUUCAUUUUCAGGGUCUUGCAGAACUGAAAGAACUAGCAGGGCUUGAUAAGGACCUUGAUGAGGAAGAAGAUCUUGGAAUGUUAGAAAAAGAAGCAACGAUGCCAUUGCGUGAAUUGCUGCUGAAAAUGAAAGAGGUUGGUAAAAAUAAAUACAAUAUUUAAUGGAAAAGUAAUGAAUGUAAGUGUUUUUUCUUCUAUAAGUGUCUAGUUCUUUUUGUCCUCGUUGGUGUGUCGGUGAUAACUCGUCAGCCUCAUAACUGUCCUUACUAAACAAAACCUUAAAGUUUGUAAAGCAUUUAUAUCAUGUGAAUGUGGCUUAUUUAGUUGAGUGUGGCUUAUUCAUAAUGUCAUUACAUUGUCCUGCACUAAUUUUUUUUGUUGUUGCCAACACAACAGAUUAAGAAAGCAGGAGGUGCUAAUGAAGAUGAUGAAGAUGUUGAAUACUGGACAGAAAGUAGCGAAAAAGAUGCAGAUGAAGAACAUGAUAAUCAGACUGAUGCAAAGAGUGGAAAUGGUAAAUAGCAUUUGAAAAUGGUAAAUGGUAAAUGGAAAUGAUAAAUAGCAUUUCUUAUUUUUCAUGAAUAAUUGUGGACAAAGUUUUUGACAUAGUUAAGUUUUUCAAGGUUUGACAGGUUGUUUCUUUUGACCUGAAAUUUGCAGCGAUUGGCCUUGGCUGCUCUCUACUGGGAACUAAUCUAAAGAGUCAAGACUUAGCUAAGAGACCCACACUGCCUGAGAUUAUCUCAGUUUCUAUAGCAUGAAGGGACUUGAAGUGUUACUACUCCCAGUCAGUUAUUCAGGUGGUCCAUCAGUCAAUCAGUCAGUCUAUCAGUCUGUCUCUCUGUUAGUAAGUCAGAAUCUGUUAGCUUUAUCCAGGAAGAUUAUUAAAAUUCUAUUUCAAGGUCAUUUCUUGUUUUCAAGAGGAAAAUUUCAGCUUUCUUGUCUAACUGUUUCUUCAGAGGAAGGAGAAGAUAAGGUUAAAGAAAAUGGCUCACAGAAUGGAGAAGAAGGCUCCAUGUCUAGCACAAAUUCUACUCAAGAUGUUGCUAACAAUGAUAAGGAGAAGGAAAAAAGAGAUUUGGAUAAUGAGAGUAAGAAUGAGGAACAACCUGAACAAGAAGAAGCUGAAAACAAGUGUUCAAGUAUGGAUGGGAAUAGUCACAAUGAAAAAGAAUUUGCUGGUGCAUCAGCUGGGACUGAAGAUAAUAAUGACGAUGACAGUGAUGAUGAUGAUGAUGAUGAUGAUGACGAGGAUGACGAGGAGGAGGAUGAUUCUAAUGAUGAUGAAGAUGAUGCAGAUGAUGGCAAUGAAGUUCCUCCAGGCUCAGAUGAGGUGAAUAGAGGUUGUUUUUAUCAUUUUCCCCAAGGGCUAAAGGUGACUUCCUACCAAGAAUCAGAAGGAGUCUCUAUCCCUUCAUCCCUGCCCCCACUCUCUCGGGGGAAGGCAGGUACAGCUAGACCCUUCAAUGGAGAAGGAGAAACUCUUAAGAACUCUUUUUGACACAGCUGCUAUGUAACUUAAACCAGCGUUUUUGACGAACCACUGGUUGUUUAGACAUAUCUGCUUCUUUUUUUUUAGGUUGGAUAUGACAGUGGCACUACAGCAAUUGUAGCUUUCUUACAGGAGAAUCAAUUAACUGUUGCCAACGUUGGUGAUUCACGUUGUGUUUUGUGUAGAAAUGGUAGGGCUUUAGAAAUGUCCAUGGACCACAAACCCGAGGAUGAACAUGAACUUAAUAGAAUCCACAAAGCAGGCGGAAAAGUAACUUGUGAAGGAAGAGUCAAUGGAGGGUUAAAUCUGUCCAGAGCAUUAGGUUUGUUGAGAGAAUACCCUGUGUAAUUCUGUAAUUGAAGGAGCUGAAUUCAUUUUACUGAGUUCUGUGGUUGGUCAAGAAAAUUUGCACAAUGCUCUGGACCUAGGAGAUGCAAAACUAAACCCAAUAGCCAUUUGAUCACUGGCAUUCAUCUUGCUUGUGGCAACUGGCUUGUGUUUACUUUGAGUUCCCACUGGCUGCUUGUCAUGUUUACUUUUGUUCUGAUUGAUUUUUGUAAUUAAGAAGUAUUUGGUGUAGAGAUAUUCUGUCUUCUUCAGCUAAUUACAAAGCAUUUGGUGUAGAGACACUUGGUCUCCUUCAGCUACAAGGUGACUGUGAAAAAGGGCUCUUAAGGUGUAUGCAACCAGACAUAAACUAUUGGACUAAGUAGAACUUUGAACUGUAGUGUACACAGUUGUGUCAGACUGACAAUUGAUUAGGUGAUAUGGAAGUCCAAGUUUUUGAACAACUCACAACCUUGCAGUCUUUAAUAUUGAAUUUAGAAAAAAAAAAAAAAAGAUGCAAAACAUUUCUUAGUUUUUUUUGUUUUUGUUUUUUUUGAGGUUUUAUUAUUUUUUUUGUUUGUUUUGUUUCAGGUGAUCAUAGUUAUAAACUACAAACAGAAUUAUCCGCACAUGAACAGCAAAUCACUGCAAUGCCUGAUGUCAAACAAACACAGUUAACUGAGUAAGGGCUUUGCUAAACUAUAAAGUAUAUUAUGUAUAAUUCUUUUACCUGCUCAAUUUUCUUUAGUUGUUACUGAUUUGAGACACUUUUCUUUCAGAGCUGAUGAGUUUAUGGUAAUCGCUUGUGAUGGAAUAUGGUAAGUAAUACUACUGUCCAUAUUACUAGUGCACUAGACUCUAGAUUGAUAAGUCUGUGUUUAAACCUUGAGCUAAGGGUAGACAAGGUAGCUUAACGCUUAGUGUACUGGACUCCAGAUUGAGAGAUUCGGGUUAGACACGUGGCGGGUUAUUUUGGGGUGUCCUUACGCGAGACACUGUACUCUCUACAGCUAGGAGUAUAAGUGUUAGAGGUGAAUUGUCAGGAAGCCUUGUUAAAUUUUUAAGGAGUAACAUUGCUAUGGAUCAGUAUCCCAUUUAGAGAAAGUACAAAAAUACUACGUGUCGCUUCAUGCUACAGAAACUGAGGUAAGCUCUGCAUGGAUGGGAUACUGCGCUCACUUGCAGACUUAAUUAACAUUCACAUUGAGCCUCUAGCCCUUUCCGCGUGUUGUGUUCCUGAGCAAAACACUCUUUUUCCCAAAGUGCUUCUCUCCACCCAGAAGUAUACAUGGACUCUAACGAGUAGUCAGAGAAUGGAUGCAAUAGAUUAGCACUCCGUCCAGACAGAGAAGCAACAUUUCUAGAACACUUCAUUCUUUCGAUUCUUUCUUCAACCUCCACAGACGGGCUUCUAGGCGUGCAAAACGUACCUAACUUGUGUACCCUUUGUAACAAAUGUAAGUUUUGAGUUAAGAUGAUUCCUUCAAGGCCUAAUUUUUUUGUCCUCUAGGAAUGUGAAAGGAAGUCAAGAAGUGGUAGAUUUUGUGUCAGACAGAUUACGAGAACAGAGGAAGAACGGUAAACCAAACCUUACACAGAUUUGUGAAGAGGUAAACCUACCUGUUUAUUCACUAAAGGGUUUGAAGCGAGGGGGGAACCAGCUAGUCCUGAGAAAGACUGGUGUCGGUAGCAAUGACUGACAACCUAAAGUUAUUACCUCGUAGUUGAGUGUAUUGAGUCAGCUUUACAUUUAAAAAAAUGAUUGGUCAGUUAUAUGGGCAAGUUAGACUUGAUUGGCAUAAAUUUGUUAUGAUUUAUUAAUGGUAAUCCUUCGGUGGAGAUAGGGUACUCUGCAUCAUUGACAACUAUUCAGAACGCUCUGCUCCAAGGCAGCAAACUAGUUUUCUAAGAUCAGUCGUGUGGUCCGAGUCUCAAUCAAUGCUGUAUAUGCGUAUAGUCAGCCGUGUGAUCGUUCUAUGGACGUAGCUUUGUAGAGUUGUAGGAUCAGCGAGGUGGUUUCGGACACGCCCUUUAUGAAGGGCAUAGUCCUUGUAUUCUUAGAAGUUUCGUUGACGUUCGUUUUAGAAAUUUCAGUAAGUUUCUAGUCUGAUGGAGUCUUUGUAGUUCUUGGAAGAGACACAGAAAGGUAUCCGGUGAGUUGCCUGCUCAUUGUCGAUUGAAAAUAUCCUUGGCAUCAUAUGUGUGGCUUGAGAGUGCGUUUUACCUCACAAUUACUUUUAUUGCACUUUUUUUUCAGUUACUCGAUUCUUGUUUGGCAUCAGAUACCGCAGGGGACGGGUCAGGGUGUGAUAACAUGACCACCAUUAUAGUGCUUUUUAACUCUGCUGGUAAAACAGAUCAAAACAGUAAAAAGAGGAAACUGCAGAGCGAAACGACCGACGAGGAUUCCGUGGACAAGCGACUCAAGACGGACGACUCAUGAUUCAUACGUAACCGUACACAAAGUUUUCAAACUACACAGGGGUUCUUUUGUCACCUUUCACAUUCACAGACAGUUGGUGGUCGAGUAUGUGGAGUGUUAUUUCGCCAGAUGGGAACAUGUGCUUGGAACCGAUUGGGAUUCACACGGUCUGGGAUCAAUGGAGCAAGAAUUGGAUUACAAAAUUGCCCGUUUUCCUGAGAAGUUUACUCACUAAAAACCCAUUAAAAAUAUAACACUUUUGGGAGCAUAAGGUUUAAAUCAAACAGUUAGUUAACCGAAAUAUCGCUUCUUACAUGGGCUAAAUGCGCGUACCAUUGAAUGUACAUGGCAAUGUAAACUUAGUCCACAAAGUCGUGAGAUUUCUCUGAAACUUUUUGCAAGUAUAUUUUGUUUCCAUUUUCAACUGCCAAGAAAACUGGGGAGGAGAUUCGAAACCCCCACGAGAAACUCCUCCCUCAGCUUGUCUUGUUCCCUAGGAUGUUUUGAAAUCUGAUUUAUUAGUCCCUCCAGGGCUUUCUUAAAAAUGACAAGGGCUGGAGAAAUUUAGAGCUAAUGACCGAAGCUCAAAAAUGUGAUCGUACAGUAACUGCUCUAUUUCAGAGCGGCGUUUUAGCAUUUGCAUUUUGACUUAACAAUUAAUCAGUGUUCUUCGUAGCUUUGAUAUUCGUCUAAUAUCCGAUGGGGAUUACUCUUCUCAAUCUGUUACUUUUAUAUUAUACUUUUAAAACCUUUUCUAAUGGUUGUGUUCUCUCAGUUAAACCUUAGUUUGUUCUCCUGAAAAGAUGAACCUGAAUUGUUUAAGUUCCUUAUUUGUCACUAGCAACGAAAGAACUCGCUUUCAUGAGAAAGUAUUUAUAAGUUAACUUUCGCUGGUGCUUUGUACAUCAUUCAUCAUUUCUGUUGCAUGACGAGUGAAGGAGACCCAGCCUCCAUUAAUUCCCUCAUUCUCUGACUGUUGCACUGGUUUUACUUAUAAAAAGCAAACAUGUCUUUCGUUUUUGACUAGCUUGAAAAUGUCAGUAUUUUAUGUUGCGUAGUUAUUUCUUAUUGUGCAUUAAGCAUUGCUCAAAAUUUAUAGUUCACCUGGUAAGUGAAACAGUUAUUCUCGCCGAUACCCACAAGCUAUCUUGCGUUAAAAAAUUCCUUGACAUUUCCAGAAAGUUACCUCUGGCGCUGAAAUCGGACCUACCCCCUUAAAAAAUCAAACCAUAAAAUUCUUGACGAGAUGUGUGUUUAAUUUAAUCAACCAUUCAAAGUACAGACCCUAACGUCUUGAAAUAAAAACC
Molecule: messenger RNA, 7763 nt
Organism: Pocillopora meandrina
Lineage: Eukaryota; Metazoa; Cnidaria; Anthozoa; Scleractinia; Pocilloporidae
Source: the annotation of a GenBank genome assembly